AUGGUGGUUCAGUCACUUGUUUCCACGGAAAAAAGUUCUAAUCCGGUUGAUAGUGCUGCUCUCGACGCUGGAGUUGUUUCGAUUGAUGAUAAUCCAGGAAUGAACUGCAAAGGAGUGGAUAAUAGGAAUUCGGACAGAUCACCGAGCGUGAGAAGGACGAGUGCGAGGAUAAAAAAACUGGAGACCGAAAAGGCUCUCCGAGUUGGUAAGAGAGAAGAAUUGUUGAAUCAUGAGGAAGAUAGAGUUGUUCUAAAGAGGACCAGAGUGUAUAGCAGAAGAAAGGUCGACACGCCUAAUGUGGGUUCUGACGUUGCUGAAAUUGGAGGGUCCAAGGUUCAGACCGAGGUUUUAGGGUCAAAUGAGGCUAAGGAUUGUGCUGUAAUGGAGAAUCGUGGGAAGACGAAUAUUGGUUUGAAAGAGGUUACAGAGGACGGGGCAGGCUCUGACAAAAGUGCUUGUGCAAUGGUUACGGAGACUUUGAGGAUUUUUAACAAACAUUACCUGCAUUUCGUCCAGUUUGGAUAUUUUUAUCAUUGUUCGUCUGUUAAAUUGGCGGAGACUAUGUUGGAAGGAUCAUUGUUAAAACAAGACAUGAUAGGACAAGAAAUGGAUGCUUAUGAGAAGUUUCAGGAGAAUGAGUUGAUGAUCGAAAAACUUUUGCAGAGAGGGGAAACAGCUGAAGGUGUUGCUAAACGGGAUUCCAGGAGACCUGAUCUGAAGGCAAUAACCAAGGCAAGUCGCUCUUUGAUGGGCUAA
Messenger RNA from Ilex paraguariensis (yerba mate), 756 nucleotides. The record is from the annotation of a GenBank genome assembly. NCBI's taxonomy places the organism in Eukaryota, Viridiplantae, Streptophyta, Magnoliopsida, Aquifoliales, Aquifoliaceae.